Capsella rubella is the source of this 2126-nucleotide messenger RNA. Its product is annotated as probable serine/threonine-protein kinase At1g54610. The record is from RefSeq and is a predicted model, not a curated record. Gene Ontology annotation, cellular component: nucleus; cyclin-dependent protein kinase holoenzyme complex. Gene Ontology annotation, molecular function: ATP binding; RNA polymerase II CTD heptapeptide repeat kinase activity; cyclin-dependent protein serine/threonine kinase activity. Bases 244 to 1956 code for a protein of 570 amino acids. Lineage: Eukaryota; Viridiplantae; Streptophyta; Magnoliopsida; Brassicales; Brassicaceae. Gene Ontology annotation, biological process: protein phosphorylation; positive regulation of transcription elongation by RNA polymerase II. The transcript has 8 exons.
ACGCUCGUCCUACUUCUCCUCUUCGCUCGUCCUCUCUCUCUCAGCAAAGCUUCAAGCUUCAGAGCUCUCAAUCAGAUUCUUGAAACGAAGUUUUCUGAUUUCAACUUCUACCUACUUUUUUUUCAUCGCCGGCGCAAAUUUGAGCUUCAAUGGAGUUCAGAAUCAUAAAUUAGGGUUUUGUUUACUUCGAUUCGAACAAAAUGAAAAUGGUGAGAAAUGAAGCUUAGAUUGAUUGGUUAAGUUAUGGGUUGUGUAUUUGGCCGAGAGGCGAGUUCAUCUGAACCUAAGAGCUCUAAAGCAGCAGCUAGUGGAGUAGUAGUAGGAGAGAGUGGUGUUCAAGUGAGUAAGAGUAAUGGAGCUGUUGUUGAAGUAGAGAAGAAGAAUGAUGAGAUUGUUAAAGAGGAGAAUGGUGAUAAAGAGAGGAAAUCGAAAGGAGAGAGGAGAAGGUCGGCAAAGCCGAAUCCACGGUUGAGUAAUCCUUCGAAGCAUUGGCGUGGUGAACAGGUUGCUGCUGGUUGGCCUUCUUGGCUUUCUGAUGCUUGUGGUGAAGCUUUAAGUGGUUGGGUUCCAAGAAAGGCUGAUACUUUUGAGAAAAUCGAUAAGAUUGGACAAGGGACAUACAGUAAUGUGUACAAAGCAAAGGAUAUGUUGACUGGUAAAAUAGUUGCGUUGAAAAAGGUUCGGUUUGACAAUUUGGAGCCAGAGAGUGUGAAGUUUAUGGCAAGAGAGAUUCUUGUGUUGCGGAGACUUGAUCAUCCUAAUGUUGUGAAGUUGGAAGGUUUGGUUACGUCAAGGAUGUCGUGUAGCUUGUACCUUGUAUUUCAAUACAUGGAUCAUGAUUUGGCUGGUCUUGCUUCAAGUCCUGUUGUUAAGUUCGCAGAACCAGAGGUUAAAUGUUUAAUGCGUCAACUGAUAUCUGGUUUGGAGCAUUGCCAUAGUCGUGGUGUGCUUCAUCGUGACAUCAAAGGAUCAAAUCUUCUUAUUGAUGAUGGUGGGGUCCUCAAAAUUGCUGAUUUUGGACUGGCAACAAUUUUUGAUCCAAAUCACAAGCGGCCAAUGACAAGUAGAGUGGUCACAUUAUGGUAUCGAGCUCCAGAGCUUCUGCUUGGGGCUACUGAUUAUGGUGUAGGUAUUGAUCUUUGGAGUGCCGGCUGUAUUUUAGCUGAGCUUUUGGCGGGAAGACCUAUUAUGCCUGGUCGGACAGAGGUUGAGCAGCUCCACAAGAUUUACAAGCUCUGUGGUUCACCAUCAGAGGACUAUUGGAAAAAAGGAAAAUUUACACAUGGAGCCAUAUACAAACCCCGUGAACCAUACAAAAGAAGCAUAAGAGACACAUUUAAAGACUUCCCACCAUCAUCUCUUCCACUAAUUGACACCCUUCUUUCAAUAGAACCAGAAGACCGACAAACUGCAACUGCUGCUUUAAAAAGUGAAUUCUUUACAAGCGAUCCACUUGCCUGUGAACCUGCUGAUCUGCCAAAGUAUCCCCCAAGCAAAGAAAUGGAUGCAAAGCGACGGGAUGAAGAAACUCGAAGACAAAGAGCUGCUAGUAAAGCCCAAGGGGAUGGUGCAAGGAAGAAUCGGCACAGAGAUCGUUCAAGUCGAGCACUUCCAGCUCCUGAAGCUAAUGCAGAACUUCAGUCAAAUGUCGAUCAGAGAAGGAGAUUAAUUACACACGCAAACGCAAAGAGCAAGAGCGAGAAGUUUCCGCCACCACACCAAGAUGGUGGAGCAAUGGGGGUACCAUUGGGUGCCUCACAGCAUAUAGACCCGACAUUUGUCCCACGAGACAUGGUCCCAUCCUUCACCUCCUCUUCUUUCAAUUUUUCCAAAGACGAACCACCAACACAAGUCCAGACAUGGUCAGGUCCUCUGGGUCAUCCAAUCACAGGCAUUUCGAGAAAGAAAAAAGAAAAUACCAAAAGCAGCAAAGGAAAGAGAGCAGUAGUGGCUUAAGAAGAAAGUGUUUACUACUUCAUGUAUAACAAUGUAAGUGUUUACUCUCUAUUCUUUGUGGCUUCCUGAAGGAAAAAAAAUGUUUUAUUCUUUUCAAAUUUGCGUAGACUGUCAUGUAUUUAUAACUAUAUAUUUAUUAUAUAUAUACACUACUUCUUUUGUUGUUCUUA